Carassius gibelio (silver crucian carp) is the source of this 3486-nucleotide messenger RNA. Its product is annotated as protocadherin gamma-A5-like. NCBI's taxonomy places the organism in Eukaryota, Metazoa, Chordata, Actinopteri, Cypriniformes, Cyprinidae. Gene Ontology annotation, biological process: homophilic cell-cell adhesion. The record is from RefSeq and is a predicted model, not a curated record. Bases 335 to 2335 code for a protein of 666 amino acids. Gene Ontology annotation, cellular component: plasma membrane. Gene Ontology annotation, molecular function: calcium ion binding. The transcript has a single exon.
UUUAACAUUUGUAUGGAUGUUUUAUCCUUUAAUCAUUAUCAAAUAAUUGAAAGCAAUGCAGUUCUAGUUCUGGGACAUGUCAUAUAUUUUAUUAUUGUUGCUUCCCGUUUUUAACUCUAAGGGCCGCUGUUGAUUUGUAGAAACGCAAGGGUAUCGCCAGUGGUUGGUGGAGCUGUGCUGUAGGGAUGCUGUUAGGAGAUUCUGGAAGAGACUAAAGAGAAUCGAUGAAGGGAGACAUUCACUGACUUAUAGCAAACAAACUGGAUGUAUUUGUGGAUAUAUUGACUGCGGAAAAUCCUCUGUAGUUUGUAUUUUGAAUAGGUAACCUAUAAAAAUGCUUGUGUUUAGAGCAUGUAGAUGGAUUCAAUACCAGUCUCGAGGACAGCCACUGGAUCGUGUUUUCUUAUGGAGGGUCUUAUUCAUCAUGGCUGCUUGUUCGAUUUCAAACACAAACGCACAGAUUCGUUACUCGGUUCCAGAGGAAAUGAAGAAAGGGUCACUUAUCGGAAAUAUAGCUCAUGAUCUUGGUCUGAAUGUACAAAGACUGCGCUCGGGUCAGGCUCGUAUCGUGUCUGGCGACAGCACUGAGUACGUAGAGCUGAAAACAGACAAAGGGAUCUUGGUUGUAAAGGAGAGAAUCGACCGAGAGCAGCUUUGCGCUGAAACUACUCCGUGCAGCUUCACGUUUGAAAUAAUUCUUGAUAAUCCAAUGGAACUGCAUCAUGUUACGGUGGAAAUACUGGAUGUAAACGAUCAUUCGCCAACCUUUCCUAAAGAUGAAAUUAAUCUUGAAAUAAGUGAAUCAGCCACAAAUGGGGCUCGUUUCUUAUUAGGAAGCGCAGAUGAUCCUGAUGUGGGUGUGAAUGCUCUCAAAAAUUAUAUAAUGUCAACCAACAAUAAUUUUAUUCUGAAACAACACUCGCGCCCCGAUGGAGUUAAAUAUGCUGAAAUGGUGCUUCAGAAGCCUCUAGACAGAGAGCAGCAUCCACGACUGUCUCUGAUUCUCACAGCAGUCGACGGAGGAAACCCUCAGAGAUCUGGUAAUAUGAAAAUAGAGGUUACUGUACUAGAUGCAAAUGACAACGCACCAGUAUUCAACCAAUCCGUUUACAAGGCAACAAUAGCGGAAAAUACGCCUAAGGGAACAUAUAUUACAACUGUUAAGGCAAGUGAUGCAGAUAGUGGAAUGUAUAGCUUGAUCUCAUACAGCUUUGCUAAUUUAAAGGGAAACAUAAAUGAAGUGUUUGAAAUAGAUGAAACAACAGGCGUUAUUACUCUAACUGGGGUGCUUGACUUUGAAAAAUCAAAAAAAUAUGAAAUUGGCAUCGAGGCCAAAGACCAGGGUGGUUUAGGAAACUCGGCGAAAGUCAUAGUUGAUUUAACUGAUGUAAACGACAAUGCACCUGUUAUUAGUGUUAUGUCAUUUUCAAGCUCAGUGAGUGAAGACGCACCUCUUGGCACCACUAUCGCUAUUUUCAGUGUCAAAGAUCUAGAUGCUGGAGAAAAUGGCCAUGUUGACUGUAUGGUAGAUCGAAAAAAUCAAUUUAAACUCCAGUCUUCACUGCGAAAUUAUUACACUUUAGUCACCGAUGCUGCUUUAGAUCGUGAACGUGUGGCAGAAUAUAACAUCACAAUCACGGCUAUAGAUUCAGGGUCUCCUGCGCUUUCUACUCAGAAAACGUUAAAUCUUAAAGUAUCAGAUGUUAACGACAAUCCGCCCAGGUUUCAAGAGAGUGUUUACACUACAUUUGUUACUGAAAACAAUCCACCUGGUUUGUCCAUAUUUACUCUGAGUGCUCGAGAUGAUGACUGGAAUCAGAACGCUCGUAUUUCGUAUCUUCUAGAUGAGACUACAGUGCGUGGAUCCCCUGCUUCCUCUUUUAUAUCCGUAAAUGCUGACAGUGGAGUGAUUCACGCACUGCGCAGUUUUGACUACGAGCAAAUGAAAAGUGUUCAUGUUUGUGUGAAAGCACAAGAUGGAGGCUCUCCACCCCUCAGCACUAAUGUGACUUUGGACAUUAUAAUUAAAGAUGAGAAUGACAACGCUCCUCAGGUUCUGUAUCCAGUACAGACUGGUGCUUCUGUGGUGGCUGAGAUUGUGCCUCGUGCUGCAGAGGUUGGAUAUCUGGUCACUAAAGUGGUGGCUGUUGAUGUGGACUCUGGACAGAAUGCCUGGCUCUCCUAUAAACUACAGAAAACUACACACAGAGCGCUGUUUGAAGUUGGUUUACAGAAUGGAGAAAUAAGAACUGUGCGACAAGUGACUGAUAAAGAUGUAGUCAAACAAAAACGAGAGGGGGUAAAAUCUUUGCGUGGCAGGGGCAGCUGCCACUGAGACCUGUCACUGCUAUGUGCGCCUGUCACUCAACCUGCCACUGCUGCCACUCGAUCUGUCACUGAUAUACGCGCCGUUCACUCGAUCUGUCACUGAUAUACGCGCCGUUCACUCGAUCUGUCACUGAUAUACGAGCCGUUCACUCGAUCUGUCACUGAUAUACGAGCCGUUCACUCGAUCUGUCACUGAUAUACGCGCUGUUCACUCGAUCUGUCACUGAUAUAGGCGCCGUUCACUCGAUCUGUCACUGAUAUACGCGCUGUUCACUCGAUCUGUCACUGAUAUAGGCGCCGUUCACUCGAUCUGUCACUGAUAUACGCGCCGUUCUCUCGAUCUGUCACUGAUAUACGCGCCGUUCACUCGACCCGUCACUGAUAUACGCGCCUGUCACUCGACCCGUCACUGAUAUAGGAGCCAUUCACUCGACCCGUCACUGAUAUAGGCGCCGUUCACUCGACCCGUCACUGAUAUACGCGCCUGUCACUCGAUCUGUCACUGAUAUACGCGCCUGUCACUCGACCCGUCACUGAUAUACGCGCCUGUCACUCGACCCGUCACUGAUAUACGCGCCUGUCACUCGACCCGACAGUGAUAUACGCGCCUGUCACUCGACCCGUCACUGAUAUACGCGCCGUUUACUCGACCCGACAGUGAUAUACGCGCCUGUCACUCGACCCGUCACUGAUAUACGCGCACCUGUCACUGCUAUACGCGCACCUGUCACGGAUACCCAGGUGAAAAAAGUACAAUUCUAUAAUGUAUUUAAAGUGCUCUGUUUUCGCGCACUAAUUUCGUUCUUUACAUAAGCGUUGUAAAGUUGGUUUUAGGUUUGAUAUUCGCUGGAUAUUCGCCUAGGCUGCUUUAGGGACCGUCUGCAAGUUUACCUCUCAGUACAAAACGAAGUCCAAUAAUUAAUACAAAUUAUAUUUACAAAGCCAUAGUAAAUGUCAUAGUAAAUUUUCUGGCAAACUGACAGAAAAUAUUUAACCAAUAUGUUGCUACAGACAAUAUCUCCCUUAAUGUAUGUACAGUACAUAAUUAUUGUUAGAAAACAAUUACUGUAAUUAAUCAAAAAAGGUUUUUAUGUUCUAACGGUUGUAGAACAUUCCUAGUUGCGAGACUGAGUUACUACAGGUGAACGUUUGCCAAUA